CUGAAGGAUCUGGAGCUCACAAACUCAUUCACACACACACGUCUGGGAGGCGACUUGGCAUGCUGUUAGCCCAAAUAACUGAUGACAGUGGAGAAAAGAGCAUUUCUUAUGAAUGAGUGAGUCAGAAGUGACUCGGGCAAGCAUCGCUGGAUUGGUUGGAGCCCUAAAGCAGGACUGCUUGUCACUUCGCAUGUAGAUUCAAGUAGGGUGACUUGUUGCUGGGGUGCAUGAUUAGAAAUAGGGAUUGAGCUCACUUGUGUGUUUGUGCAAAGUAGAUUUCUGCACAAGGACGAAGAGCAAGAUCCAGUGGUCCCGUAAGGUGCUGAGCAUGUCUUUUGCGAUGGUGCGACCAACCCCAGGUCAUUUCUUAUGCUCCGAAAUCAGCAUGCACUCCGAGGAUGACGACAAUGGUAGCGAGGGUUCUGGAUCUGACGACAAGUCCUUCCGAAUGGCUGGCCACGGCUACGGCGCCUUUAAAUUGGGCGCUCGCAAAAGGUACGGCUGCCGACCGGUAGUGGCUCCCAGUGAACUCCGUCCUCAAAUCGGCGAGAUACGCCAGCGGAACGCCGCGAACGCCCGAGAACGGGAUCGCACCAACAGCGUGAACACGGCGUUCACCGCUUUGAGGACGCUGAUACCCACCGAACCAGCUGACAGGAAGCUGUCUAAAAUUGAGACACUGCGGUUGGCCUCCAGCUACAUCUCGCAUCUGGGGAACGUGCUGCUGGUUGGAGAGGAGUGUGGAGAUGGCCAGCCUUGUCUCAGGAGCUCGGGAGCCUUGUAUCAUCAUCUUCACAACCUCCCAAAGAGCUCGACACCCAGCCCGGACUCAGAAAACUCACAGCCCAGACAGAUCUGCACCUUCUGCCUUAGUAACCAGAGACGGCUGAACAAAGACAGAGAAAGAAAAACGGCGUUAAGAAGUUAAUGAUGAGGAGAAAAGAGAGUAAAAGAGCGUUCCCAUCACAUCCGUCUUAAAGAAGAGCGCCGGAGCGUACUGAACAUUUAGUGUAAAUUUGCUGUAAAUAAGCAGUGCAAGUUACAACGGCAUAAACUUCCUGGUGGACGGCAUCAUAACGAACAACUACACUGCCUUUCUGCAUUUUCAUAUUUAGAAGCCAAAAACUGUGUGAAUUUCAUCAUAACCUCUUUUUUGUUUUAUAUAGAGGUGAUAUACUUUAAUACAAAAAGAGAUAGGGAUGAAGACAUUUGACUAACAUCAGUGAAAGAAAAAAAGUAAAAGGUCCUUUUGGGUUUGAUGCAUGAUGCAUAUAUUUUAUAUGCACAACACUGAACUUCAGUCACAUGUCAAAAAAAUAGGCUUUUCUGCUAUCAGAACAUGUUUCUACAGUACGAGCGAACAUUAAUGUCAAGGAGUUGUUUUUUAAACUGUUAUAUUGUUAUUUUUAUUUAUUUAUGCCAAUUAAACAUUUAAAAACAUUGUUUAAACCAAAUUAUAUAUAUGUCAGGGUCGAAAAAUCUUGAGUUUUAGAUCUUAAAUGAAAUCUGACAGAUUGUGAGAGGUUUGUAAGAGUAACAGAGAGAGAGAUUGAAAGACGAGAGGGAAGGGAGUCAGUAGUAAGUCUGGUUCUGUAAGUUCAGUCUAGAUGAGAUCUGCAGGUAGACUGCUGUUGGCAGACAGUGUCCUCUACUUUACCUCUGACCACAAGUGCUCACGCACAUUCGAACAUACACACAGGCAGUCUGAGACUUGCGUAUUAGCACCCCUCCUUUCCAAAAGUCUAAUGUAAACGCUUGUCAUAGGUCAUCAGCAUCACCCAACCUAGGAUAGUGCCCUAUAGUGUCUUCCGAGUACAAUUAAUAAAUUACAAACAUGUUAUAACUAUUUUUCUACCUUUGGAGCUAUGGUGUGCCAACUUUUUAUUCCUUG
Messenger RNA from Labeo rohita (rohu), 1891 nucleotides. It is a transcript of the gene scxb, whose product is annotated as scleraxis bHLH transcription factor b. The record is from RefSeq and is a predicted model, not a curated record. Lineage: Eukaryota; Metazoa; Chordata; Actinopteri; Cypriniformes; Cyprinidae. The transcript has 2 exons. Gene Ontology annotation, biological process: regulation of transcription by RNA polymerase II; developmental process. Bases 329 to 928 code for a protein of 199 amino acids. Gene Ontology annotation, molecular function: DNA-binding transcription factor activity, RNA polymerase II-specific; RNA polymerase II transcription regulatory region sequence-specific DNA binding; protein dimerization activity.